GCGGAACUGGGGGGUCUGGUCGCGGCACGUAGAACCUGGAACUCAGACUCACCUGUGCGCGAGGCGGAGGCGGGGCCAGAGCAAAAGCUCACCUGCGCCGGAGGGAAACCGGCCUGGGAGCAGCCCUCGGGUUCGCCCAGGGCGGAGGGGGAGGCGUCCCGCGGCCGGCCCCGGGCAACCCUCCGUGGUCCGUGCGUCCGUCCCGGCGCCGCCGCCAUGACCUGGAGCGCCACGGCCCGCGGCGCUCACCAGCCCGACAACACGGCGUUCACGCAGCAGCGCCUCCCCGCCUGGCAGCCGCUGCUGUCCGCCAGCAUCGCGCUGCCGCUCUUCUUCUGCACGGGCCUGGCCUUCAUCGGCCUGGGCCUGGGCCUCUACUACUCCUCCAACGGCAUCAGGGAGCUCGAGCACGACUACACCGGCAGCUCGGACGCCGGCAACUGCUCGGAGUGCGCCGCGGCCACCGAGGGCGGCGCGCCGCCGCCCAACUGCUCGUGCGCCUGGUACUUCUCGCUGCCCGAGUUCUUCCAGGGCCCCGUGUACCUCUACUACGAGCUGACCAACUUCUACCAGAACAACCGGCGCUACGGCGUGUCCCGCGACGACGCGCAGCUGAGCGGGCUGGCCAGCGCGCUGCGCAACCCGACCGACGAGUGCGCCCCCUACCGGUACAGCGCGGCCGGCCUGCCCGUGGCGCCCUGCGGCGCCAUCGCCAACAGCCUCUUCAACGACUCCUUCUCCGUGUGGCACCAGCGCCAGACCGGCGGGCCCUACGUCGAGGUGCCGCUCGACCGCACCGGCAUCGCCUGGUGGACCGACUACCACGUCAAGUUCCGCAACCCGCCGCUGGUGAACGGCAGCCUGGCGCUGGCCUUCGAAGGCACGGCGCCCCCGCCCAACUGGCACCGGCCGGUCUACGAGCUCAGCACCGACCCCAACAACACCGGCUUCAUCAACCAGGACUUCGUGGUGUGGAUGCGCACGGCCGCGCUGCCCACCUUCCGCAAGCUGUACGCGCGCAUCCGCCAGGGCAACUACUCGGCGGGGCUGCCGCGGGGCGCCUACCUCGUCAACAUCACCUACAACUACCCGGUGAGCGCCUUCGGCGGCCACAAGCUCAUCAUCUUCAGCAGCAUCUCGUGGAUGGGCGGCAAGAACCCCUUCCUGGGUAUCGCCUACCUGGUCGUCGGCUCCCUCUGCAUCCUCAUGGGCUUUGUCAUGCUGGUUGUCUACAUUCGCUACCAGGACCAGGACGAAGACGACGACGACGACUGAUUCUAGCUUUCCAAGGACCCUUCCUUCCUGCUUCUUGCCAAAACUCUUGCGAGCUUCUUUUGGCGUCUCCUCCACCCCUCACCCAAUUCCAACCUUGCCACACUUUGCCUCCCGUUGUGGAUGAGAAGGCCAGAGAAAGGAAUUACUCCCUUUCUCUUGGGGGCUGCCGGACUCUCUUGCUAGGAUGUUUGGACUGCAGAGUGAAACGUCCUUGCAAAUUCUCC
Lemur catta (Ring-tailed lemur) is the source of this 1499-nucleotide messenger RNA. RefSeq names its product transmembrane protein 30B (gene CDC50B). Gene Ontology annotation, biological process: phospholipid translocation. The record is from RefSeq and is a predicted model, not a curated record. Bases 217 to 1275 code for a protein of 352 amino acids. Lineage: Eukaryota; Metazoa; Chordata; Mammalia; Primates; Lemuridae. Gene Ontology annotation, cellular component: Golgi apparatus; plasma membrane; endoplasmic reticulum. The transcript has a single exon.